UUACUUUCUCUGUGGGGUCAUUUUAGUUCAGUUCCAACGAAGUGAAUCUGAACAGAACUCAAAAACUCUUGUUUGGUCUGCGAUGGCGGAAGCUUCUAAUCCCGACACCGGCAAAGAGAACCCGACAUUCAAGAUCCGAAGACUAGAGAUCUCCGACAAGAGAAAAGGAUACAUGGAGCUUCUCGGUCAACUCACCGUCGCCGGACCACUCACCGACGACGAAUUCGAUCGGCGAUUCGAGGAAAUCAGGUCCUACGGAGACGACCACUUCAUCUGCGUGAUCGAAGACGAGUCUUCGGGGAAGAUCGUCGCGACGGGGAGCGUGAUGAUAGAGAAGAAGUUCUUAAGGAGCUGCGGGAAAGUCGGACACGUAGAGGACGUGGUCGUGGAUUCGGAGUUUCGCGGGAAGAAUCUGGGGAAGAGAGUUGUUGAGUUUCUGACGGAACAUAGCAGAUCUAUGGGUUGCUACAAGGUGAUGCUUGAUUGUAGCGUGGAGAAGAAAGGGUUCUACGAGAAGUGUGGGAUGUUCAAUAGAGCCAUUCAGAUGACCAAGUACUUCGAUUGAACACUCUCUCUCUCCGAUCACUAUCAUCUUGUUUGAUUACUUCGAUUGAACACUCUCCUUCCUCUGCUUCAUCUUCCUUUUCUCGUCACCAUCAGCCCUAGUUUUAAAACAGUCCCCUUUUCCACACUUUCCCAAUUAUGUAAUGUAAUCUUAUACGUAUCAUCUUCGUUUUCUUUCUUCACUUCUUGGCUCGUUGUAAUUUCAAUUCUUAUCUAGUCCUCAA
Messenger RNA from Raphanus sativus (radish), 788 nucleotides. RefSeq names its product glucosamine 6-phosphate N-acetyltransferase. Gene Ontology annotation, molecular function: glucosamine 6-phosphate N-acetyltransferase activity; monosaccharide binding. The transcript has a single exon. Gene Ontology annotation, cellular component: Golgi apparatus; endoplasmic reticulum-Golgi intermediate compartment; endoplasmic reticulum. Bases 83 to 565 code for a protein of 160 amino acids. Lineage: Eukaryota; Viridiplantae; Streptophyta; Magnoliopsida; Brassicales; Brassicaceae. The record is from RefSeq and is a predicted model, not a curated record. Gene Ontology annotation, biological process: UDP-N-acetylglucosamine biosynthetic process.